AUGAACAAUAACAAUUUCAAUAAUACCAAUCCUCAUUUGAAUUCAAAUUUUUCUCAAUAUGAACCACUUCAACAACCAAGCGCCAUAACUGAUUUAGAUGGCGGUCCAUAUCUACGUGGGAGAGAUUCACAGUUAUCGUUACAAGAUCAAUAUUCGACUAAUAAUAAUAAUAGUAGUAACAAUAGCAACAGUAGUAACAUCAACUCAAAUGGCCUACUUCCAAGCGGUUUCACUGAUGUACCUUCUUUAAAUUUUCCUACAACUCCAAACUCCAUCUCCAAUCAACAACAACAACAUCCAAAUAAUAAUUUGCAACAACAACAAUUUGAAACAAAUGGUAUGAGCUAUAAUAAUAACAAUAAUGGCAAUAUAAAUCCUAUGUCUUCUCAAUCUAAUGGAUAUUCUUCUGAAUUUCAACAACCUCAAUCGUUAUUAUAUACCCAUACUAAUAACUCCCAAAAUCUAUUAAAUCAACAACUGCAAGGUCAACAACAACAAGCAGCUUAUUCAUCUCCCACCCAAUAUUCUAUAUCUUCCGAUUAUAAUAACAAUCAAAACUCCAAUACAAAUCCUAAUUCAAUAUUAAACACUGAUACAAUUAGUAGAUCCAACAGCCCCUAUAACCAAAUUACAAACAAUACUGCAUCUUCUCCUGCCAGAAGCAAUACACCUUUACAAUAUUCUACCCAACCAAAUCCAAACUCAAAUUCAAAUAUGACGUCAGUGAGCACUCCUAAUGCACCUGGUAACUCAAAUGGUGCCCAACCAACCUCCAAUCCACAUAACUCAAAUUAUAUGUAUUUUGAAAGAAGGCCUGAUCUAUUACCAAAAUCAAUUCAGGAUAGAGCAGCUGGUGUCAAAUUAAAGAUUGAAAAUUUUUAUCAAUCAUCCGUUAAAUUAGCUAUUGAAAGAAAUCAAAGAAGAAUUGAAUUAGAAAAUGAAUUAAAUUCCUUUAAUUAUUCGAAUGAAAGAAAUUCAAGAAAGCUGAUCUCCUUAGGUAAGAAAGAAUCUCAAUUUCUAAGAUUAAGAAGAACUAGAUUAUCAUUAAAUGAUUUUAAAACAAUUAAAGUCAUUGGCAAGGGUGCAUUUGGGGAAGUUAGAUUAGUGCAAAAGACAGAUACAGGUAAGAUUUAUGCUAUGAAGACUUUAUUAAAGUCUGAAAUGUAUAAGAAAGAUCAAUUGGCUCAUGUUAAAGCCGAAAGAGAUGUCUUAGCUGGCAGUGAUUCUCCAUGGGUUGUCUCAUUAUAUUACUCUUUUCAAGAUAAUCAAUAUUUGUACCUAAUUAUGGAAUUUUUACCAGGCGGGGAUUUGAUGACAAUGCUAAUUAGAUGGCAAAUUUUUACUGAAGAUGUGACAAGAUUUUAUAUGGCAGAAUGUAUAUUAGCAAUCGAAGCGAUUCAUAAAUUAGGAUUCAUUCAUAGAGAUAUAAAGCCAGAUAAUAUUUUGAUUGAUAUUAGGGGCCAUAUCAAACUAUCCGAUUUUGGUUUGUCAACUGGGUUCCACAAGACACAUGAUUCAAAUUAUUAUAAGAAAUUAUUACAGAAAGAUGAAGAAGUAAAAGGAAAUCCGAAUCAACUUUCCAACCCAACCCAAAACCAGAACAAUAAUAACCGCCAAUCGAUGGUUGUAGAUUCAAUUAAUCUAACGAUGUCAAAUAGGCAACAAAUUCAAACUUGGAGAAAGUCACGUAGACUAAUGGCCUACUCAACUGUGGGUACCCCAGAUUAUAUUGCCCCUGAAAUCUUUUUAUAUCAAGGUUAUGGUCAAGAGUGCGAUUGGUGGUCACUUGGUGCCAUUAUGUAUGAAUGUUUAAUUGGUUGGCCACCCUUUUGUUCUGAAACCCCUCAAGAGACAUAUAGAAAAAUUAUGAAUUUUGAACAAACUUUACAAUUUCCUGAUGACAUUCACAUUUCUUAUGAAGCAGAGGAUUUAAUUAGACGAUUACUAACUCAUUCUGAUCAAAGAUUAGGUCGCCAUGGUGGUCCAGAUGAAAUUAAAUCACACCCGUUCUUCAGGGGUGUUGAUUGGAAUUCAAUCAGACAGGUUGAGGCACCUUACAUUCCAAAACUAAGUUCAAUUACGGAUACAAGGUUCUUUCCAACAGAUGAAUUGGAAAAUGUACCGGAUUCUCCUGCUAUGGCCCAAGCUGCUAAACAAAGGGAACAAAUGUUGAAACAAGGUAAUAAUUCUAAUAAUGGAAAUCGUGCAACAAAAGAAGACUUGCCAUUUAUUGGCUACACUUAUUCUAGGUUUGACUAUUUGACAAGAAAAAAUGCCAUUUAA
Henningerozyma blattae CBS 6284 is the source of this 2283-nucleotide messenger RNA. RefSeq names its product serine/threonine protein kinase CBK1 (gene CBK1). The coding region runs from base 1 to 2283 and encodes 760 amino acids. Gene Ontology annotation, biological process: peptidyl-serine phosphorylation; intracellular signal transduction. Gene Ontology annotation, molecular function: protein serine/threonine kinase activity; ATP binding. The record is from RefSeq and is a predicted model, not a curated record. The transcript has a single exon. Lineage: Eukaryota; Fungi; Ascomycota; Saccharomycetes; Saccharomycetales; Saccharomycetaceae.